Messenger RNA from Nylanderia fulva, 2982 nucleotides. NCBI's taxonomy places the organism in Eukaryota, Metazoa, Arthropoda, Insecta, Hymenoptera, Formicidae. The record is from RefSeq and is a predicted model, not a curated record.
GAAUUACCAAUCUACUAAUUGUCAAUCCAAUGAAAAAUUCAUAAUAUUAUAUAUUUUAUGCAAUUGUUAACUCCACAUCUAUUUUGAUGUCUUCAAUCUGAAAUAUUUACAAGAAUCCUAUUAUAUAUACAGAAUGUUCCAGAACUAAUAAUAAAUCUGUUAAUAGUAGAUUCCAGGGAUCAUUUAGAGUCGAUAUUUUCUCUGUGAGAAUGUCGAGGAAGAUCUAAAAUAAAUAUUUUUUUUCCGACAUGAUGAUAUUUGUAAAACUAUUAUUAAUAAGUAGCGGAUUAAUGUUUAUUCCUGAGACUGCUUCUAUUCGUAAUGAAUCAUUGUUAUGCUAUCCACCAUCAAAAUAUAUAAAACCAAUCCAUUACGAUAUCAAGCUUAUAACAUAUCUUGAAGGACAUAUUUUCUAUGGAGAAUAUAAUAUCAGCAUAAGCAUUCUUAACCUAACGCAACGAAUAUUUUUACAAUCAGAAAAAUUAAGUAUUCAAGAUAUAGUUUUAUUUAAAAAUGCAAAAAAAUAUCAUGAGUAUGAUAAAGAUACAGUUUAUAAAUCGACAUAUAAUAUUAAAGAAAACAGAAUUUAUAUUCUAUUUACGGAUAAGUUAUCACCAGGAAAUUACAUUUUAAAUAUAAAAUAUCUUGGUAUUGCUGAUAAAGUUUUUAGAGUUUACGACGUGAAAGGAAAAAUAGCUUGGGUAGCUGCUAUUCAUUUCCAUAUAAUAUACCCUCGACGAAGGCUUUCAUGUGAGGAUGAACAGAAUUUAUUGUUAGAAGCAACCUUUAACAUAUCUAUAGGAUGUAAUCAAUGUACGGCUUUGUCAAAUAUGCCAUUGCAAAAUGAAGAAGAAAAUGAGUACAAAAUGUUAUGGACACACUUUGCUACCACAUCUGCAAUGUCGCCUUAUCUUGUAAGAAUGAUUAUGUCUAAUUUCCUAUCACGUAUUGAUAAUGACAAUCGAAACAUUGAAAUGUGGUGCAAUAACAAAUAUGGAUUUUAUAUGAAAUUUGCAAAAAAUUUUGCUGAAAAUAUCACGUUGUUUUUUAAAAAUCAUUGGAAUUCACGUUUGAACAUAAUUCUGAAGGUGACUCAUGUUGCAAUUCCAAAUUUCCAUGACAAUGGCAUAAUAGAUUUCGGAUUUGUUUUUUAUAAGGAAACAGAUAUCAUCUACGAUAAAAAAUUAUAUCCUAUUACUCGCAAAAUGGAAGUGGCUCAAUUAGUAGGACGUAAAGUGAUGCAGGAAUGGUUUAAUACCUGUUGAUCAGUCCGCUUGUGUCGGAUUUUUGGAUUAAAAAAGGUUUUAGUGCAUUAUUUGCAACGUAUGCUGUUAAUAAGAUUUAUGAAAAUCAUCAAAUAAUAAAUUUAUUUGUUGUUCAAAAUCAACAUUACUCUUUUAAUUUGGAUAGUUAUUACAUGUUGAAUUCUGCUUCACGUGUUAACAGUUCAUUGGAAAUUCCCAAUUCUAUUAGAGCUCCUUUUAUACUGCGCAUGAUGGAACGCUUACUAACCGUAAAAACACUUAGUAAAUUAAGGAGCCUAUAUGACAAGCUAUCACAACGUUUAAGCUCUGCGGAUUUUAUUGCAAAUUUUACUGCAACAAUAAAUCAAGAUACGCGUGUACAACUAGUGAGAAUGGAAGAUUGGGCUUCGGAAAAGCAUUGUCCUCUCAUUAAAGUAGCACUAAGUUAUAAGUUGACGGGCAAAAUAAUAGUAUGGGUAGAAUAUAGUGACACAUUAGAAAUUGGCUACGUUCCUGUAUCUUAUACUACGGAAAUAUCUCCCGAUUUUAACAAUUUCACUAUGCAUUUUUUACCCGUGUCAGAGCGUUUCUUCUUUCCAUUUAAAAAGGAUGGUUGGGUGAUAUUUAAUAUACAACAAGUUGGAUAUUAUCGCGUUAACUAUGAUGAUGACAAUUGGCGAAGAAUUUCAAAUUAUCUAAACUCUGAUAAUUACAUGAAAAUUCAUGUUCUUAAUCGUGCCCAAAUUAUCGAUGAUGCAUUUCAUUUAAUGAUAGGAAGCCAACUUAACUGCCAUAUAUUCUGGGAUCUAAUAAAGUAUUUACAUCGAGAAGAAGAUUAUGUGGCCUGGUAUCCUAUGUUUAAAGCUAUGGAAUACAUGUAUGGUACUUUUCCAUGGAAAGAAAUGGUUGGAAAUGUUACGUUUAGAAUAAAGCACGCAUUAUACAAGGUACUUGAAAAAAUCAAAUAUGAAGAAAUUGAUGAUACAGACGAACUUAGAAUAUGUUUACGACAAGAAGCUACAAGAUGGGCAUGUUUUCUCGGUGACUACGUUUGUAUGAGAGAAGCGAAAAAUAAAUUAGUACAUCAUCUCCAAAAUCAUACAAAACACAAACUUUUGCCAUGGUGGCAGGAAUGGACAUAUUGUAACGGUUUGAUGAUAACUAACAACAAAACGAUUUGGCGAUUAGUGUAUGAUAUAGGAUAUGAAAAAUUUAAUCCUAAAUUUAUACAAUAUUUGACUUGCCCUGAUAAUGCUUAUAUGACUAGAGACUAUUUACGAUUUAAAUCUAUUACAGAACGAGAAAAUCAAUAUGUUCUUACAUACAGUCUCUUACAUAUUAUUACGAGGCAUGCUAAGGAUCAAAAUACACUGUUUUUCAUAUUAGAUGAUCUUUUGCAAGUAAAACCAAAACAUGUUGAUAUCACUGCAGCAAUAAUUAUUAUUAUUAAUAACGUAUAUUCCGUAAAUCGAAUUCAGCAAAUAAGCAGAUUCAUUCAAGAUUUAUUGAAAGACAAUGUAUACAUAAUUGUUGAUAUGGAAGCAAAGGAUGUCAUAAAGCAGAAUUUCAACAAAAUUAAAAGCAAGAUAUCAAUUCGCAACAGUCAAAUCAAAAGACAAAGACAGUAUUUUGAUAGUAUUUUUUAUUAUUAAUAGAAAAUACUACAAAGUAAAAAAAUUGCAGCUUUGCAUUGUGUGCGUGGAUAUAUUUCAUACUAAUACUUUUCUUUAUUAUUUAA